Messenger RNA from Clonostachys rhizophaga, 1848 nucleotides. Lineage: Eukaryota; Fungi; Ascomycota; Sordariomycetes; Hypocreales; Bionectriaceae. The record is from the annotation of a GenBank genome assembly.
AUGACGCGAGCUCAGGAGUCACUCGCGCACCGUGGCUCUACUGCCCCGUCCUCAGGCGACAACCGGCAUUCACGACAGCUUGAUGGUGCCCCCUCUCCAGUGGCUUCGUGUGAGGAGAUAUCAGUCCCAACCGAACGAACACCAUUGUUGCAAAGUCAUGCUGGAGAUGGCGAGCUUGGCCCACCCCGUGCGUCAAACGGAAAGUCCAACACCUAUGUCUCUAGUACCGCUAUUGAGGCUAGUGAUGAUGAUGAUAAUGAUGCCUCAGGGGAUCGGCAGUUCAUGAGCGAGACAGAUUAUAAGCGCUUCAUAGCUAUAUUCCUGGUCCUCAUGCUCACGCAUUUCAUAGCCUGUUUUGAUGGCACCAUCAUGGCAUCUAGCCAUCCUGUGAUUACCUCCUAUUUCAAGUCCUCAAAUAGCGCAUCUUGGCUGUCCACCGCAUUUCUUCUUACUAGCUCAGCCUUCCAGCCUGUGGUUGGGAGACUGUCAGAUGCAGUUGGUAGAAAGCCCAUCUUUGUGGGAGGGUUGAGUAUAUUCACCUUCGCAACGAUAUGGUGCGCCCUGGCCCAAAGCAUGUUGAGUUUUAUCUUUGCGAGGGCUGCUUGCGGUCUGGGGGCUGGCAGCAUGAUGUCCAUGGUCAGCAUCAUGAUGAGCGAUUUGGUCCCUAUAGAGCGACGAGGAAUAUACCAAAGCUAUGUCAACAUCACAUACGGAAUAGCUUCAUCUUCCGGUGCAGCCAUGGGUGGGUUCAUGGCGGACACCUUGGGAUGGCGCUGGGAGUUUGGCAUCCAGGUCUUUCCCUUGAUCAUAUGUCUGUCUAUUGCUAUGUUCAUUAUUCCUAGCGAUCUUGGGCUACAGAGCAAGGGCAUUUCCGUCGCACAGGCAAUGUCAUCAUUUGACUUUGUGGGCUCGUUUUUAUUGACAACAUCCACAACAUUCUUGAUUCUGGGAUUGACCGUCGGUGGCAAUAUAUUGCCAUGGUCACAUCCCCUUACGGUGUCCUCUCUCGUCAUCUUCGGCAUAUGCUUCCCGGUCUGUCUCUGGGUCGAGAGUAGGGCCAAGCUUCCGGUCAUGCCGUUGAAUCUCUUACACAGCAGGCCUCGAGCUAACAUCAUAUUUUCCAACUUCGUGGCCGCCUUUCUCAUGAACGCAAUACUCUUCAACGCCCCCUUAUACUUCCAAGCUGUGCUGUUGACCUCUGCGACAACAUCUGGCCUGUAUCUCGUGGUGCCGACUGCAGUUGCUUCCCUGACUGGGACCGCCACCGGGUUUCUCGUCACAUACACUCGCCGUUUGAAAUGGCCUAUCAUGAGCGGGACAAUCUGCUAUCUUCUUGGAACAUCUUUGAUGUGCUGUAUGCACCGUGGCCUGCCCAGUGUAGUCUAUCUUCUUCUUCUCUUCCCCUGCUCAGCAGGGCAAGGUUUCCAGUUUCCCGGUUCAUUCAUUGCCGUUCUCGCAGCCUCAGCACAAGAGGAACAGGCUGUGGUUUCCUCCACACUGAUGCUUUGGAGAUCCCUCGGGUCAGUUCUUGGUAUUGGCGCCACAUCGCUCAUAGUACAAAACUCGCUUCUGAGCUUCCUUCAUCAAUACAUUACGGUGAAUCCUGCUGAAGGUAGAGACGAAGUGUGGAAAGCUGCAAUCAUCGAGCGUGUUCGAGGAUCAAUCGAAUCUGUGGCCAAACUCGACAAAGAAAUAGUUGGCACCGCUGGAAAGAUUGUCAAGGAGCAAGUUAUCCAAAGCUAUGCAGACGCGAUACGAAUCACAUUCCUGUGUUGCGUAGGGCUUGCCGUAGUGAAUUUCUUUUUGAUCGCCCCUAUUAAACUUCCUAGACUUGGUUCGAAGAAGUAG